CCUCACUGAAACAACAUAUUGUAGUUUAUUACCUGCCCUUUGUACUUGUGUGUCAUUUCCAGGGACUUGGUGAAACUUGUGCUCUGCGUGCCGCAGUGAAAUUUGGCAUAAGGAUUGGGAUGAACCUGAACCCAUGGUGGAACUAGUGCUGAGGACCUGAAUUUUGGGAUGAAGAAUAACAAUAAUGCAGAAUGUGUCUGCAGGGAAGGGUCAGAACAUGGACCAGGGAACCCAGCAAUGGGACAAGAAGCAGCAGGCAGAAACUGAUGACAAGAAAUUCCACCUGAAUAUGAGAAAAACUUUGCUGCACACUGACGGAGCACUGCAACAGACUGCAAUCCCUCACUGGAGAUAAUCCAGAACUGUGUGGACACAAUCCUGUGCCGUGUGCUCUGGGAUGGCCCUGCUGGAGCAGGGACGUGGGACUCGCGGCCCACUGAGCUCCAUUCAAACCUCGCUCGCUUUGGGGUUAUGUGGCUGCCCAGGGAGCCGGGCAGGGUGGCGAAGUCCCUGUCCCUGCAGGUGUUUAAGGAGCGACAGUGGACAAGGCGGUGAUCUGUCAAAGGCUGGGCUCAAUGACCUGGGAAGUCUCUUCCGUUCUAAAGGAUUGGGUGACUCCGUGGACCGCAGUAACCGCCGCCGAGGAGCGCCUGCCGGGCCCCGAUAAAGCCGCGGCCGCUGGGUCUCGAGCACCUCCUCAGCCGCCGCCACCGCCUCCUCGGGCCCGCCCGGCCCGGCCCGGCCGCCGCCUCCCGCCCCUCGCUCCGCCCCGGCCGCGGCCCGACCCAGCGGGAGGAAGAUGGCGGCGCUCAUCCCCCUCAGCCAGCAGUUUUCUACUGGGAAUCCAAUAUAUGAAACAUAUUACAAACAGGUAGAUCCAACGUACACAGGGAGAGUUGGGGCAAGUGAAGCUGCUCUGUUUCUUAAAAAAUCUGGUCUCUCUGAUAUCAUCCUUGGAAAAAUAUGGGAUUUGGCUGACCCAGAGGGUAAAGGAUACUUAGAUAAACAGGGUUUCUACGUCGCCUUGCGCCUCGUCGCGUGCGCACAGAACGGCCACGACGUCAACCUGAGCAGUCUGAAUUUGACUCUGCCCCCUCCUAAAUUUCAUGACACUAGCAGUCCUUUACUGAUCACACCACCCUCAACAGAGACCCACUGGGCUGUUAGGGUGGAAGAAAAAGCAAAGUUUGAUGGUAUUUUUGAAAGCCUUUUGCCAGUAAAUGGUUUACUUUCAGGAGACAAAGUAAAACCAGUACUGAUGAAUUCAAAGCUACCUCUUGAUAUCCUUGGAAGGGUCUGGGAUCUCAGUGAUAUUGAUAAAGAUGGGCACCUGGACAAGGAUGAAUUUGCUGUGGCAAUGCAUUUGGUUUAUAGAGCUCUUGAGAAAGAGUCAGUUCCUUCACAAUUGCCCCCUUCUCUCAUACCACCUUCUAAAAGAAAGAAGCCAUCAGUGUUUCCUGGUGCAGUCCCUGUUCUGCCUGCAAGUCCUCCCCCCAAAGACAGCCUCCGUUCCACCCCAUCCCAUGGCAGUGGCACCAGCCUGAACAGCAUAGGGAGCUUGUCUCCCAAGCACAGCAUCAAACCAGCACAGCCAGCUGUUAAUUGGGUGGUACCAGUGUCUGAAAAAGUUCGAUACGAUGAAAUUUUCCUAAAAACAGACACAGACAUGGAUGGGUUUGUGAGUGGCCAAGAAGUAAAGGACAUUUUUAUGCAUUCAGGUCUAUCUCAGAAUCUCCUAGCACAUAUAUGGUCUUUGGCAGACACGAGACAGAUGGGAAAGCUCAGCAAAGACCAGUUUGCACUUGCCAUGUAUCUCAUUCAGCAGAAGGUCAGCAAAGGGAUUGAUCCUCCACAAGUGUUAACUCCAGAUAUGAUCCCUCCCUCAGACAGGAACACACCCAUCCAGACUCUGUCAGGUUACUUGACCCCUGUAGGAACUGAGAUCUCAGCACUAACAGAAAUGCGGCGUGACAGUGCAAGUUCUGUUGGAUCAGGAGAAUUUACAGGGGUGAAGGAGCUGGAUGAUAUCAGCCAAGAGAUUGCACAGCUGCAGAGAGAAAAAUACUCUCUGGAGCAGGACAUUAGGGAAAAGGAAGAAUCAAUCAGACAGAAAACCAAUGAAGUUCAGGAGCUGCAAAAUGAUUUAGAUAGGGAAACAAGUAACUUGCAAGAGCUGGAGGCUCAAAAACAAGAUGCCCAAGACCGCCUGGAUGAGAUGGACCAGCAGAAAGCCAAACUGAAAGAUAUGCUGAAUGAUGUGAGGCAGAAAUGCCAGGAAGAAACACAGGUGAUUUCAUCACUAAAAAUGCAGAUUCAGUCUCAGGAAUCAGAUUUAAAAUUACAGGAAGAUGACCUUAACAGAGCAAAAGCAGAACUGAAUCGCCUGCAGCAAGAAGAGACUCAGCUGGAGCAGAGCAUCCAGGCUGGAAAAGUGCAGCUUGAAACAAUAAUCAAAUCUUUAAAAUCAACCCAGGAAGAAAUAAACCAGGCAAGAAGUAAACUCUCUCAGCUGCAAGAGAGCCACCAGGAAAUGAAUAAGAGCAUUGAAGAAUACAAUGAAGCUCUCAAUGGGAUUCAUGGUGGGAGUCUGACAAAUUUAGCAGACAUGAGUGAAGGCCUUGGGCAGACAGAGAGAAGCAGUUAUGGAGCUGUGGAUGAUCCAUUUAAGAAUAAAGCCUUGAUGUUUACCAAUAAUACACAAGAAUUGCAUACAGACCCAUUCCAGUCAGAAGAUCCUUUCAAAUCUGACCCAUUUAAGGGAGCAGACCCCUUCAAAGGCAGUGACCCAUUCCAGCACGACCCUUUUGCAGAGCAGCCACCUGCUCCAGCAGAUCCCUUUGGAGGAGAUCCAUUCAAGGAAAGUGACCCAUUUCGUAGCUCUGCCCCUGAGGAUUUCUUCAAGAAACAGGUGAAGAGUGACCCAUUUACCUCAGAUCCAUUCACAAAAACCCCCACUUUACCCUCAAAGCCUGACCCUUUUGAAAGCACUGAUCCUUUUACGUCUUCCAGUAUCUCUUCAAAAGGUCCAGAUCCAUUUGGAACACUGGAUCCAUUUGGAAGUGGUGCUUUCAGUGGUGGUGAGGGAUUUGCAGACUUCAGUCAGAUGUCAAAGUCAGUACCUUCAGACCCCUUUGCCUCCUCUUUUGGAGGGGCAGGAUUCACAGAUGACCCUUUCAAAAGCAAAUCAGACACACCAGCAUUACCACCCAAGAAAAAUGUCCCUCCACGACCCAAGCCACCCAGUGGUAAAAGUACUCCUGUAAGCCACCUUGGGUCUGCAGAUUUUCCCAAGCCCCAUGAUCCAUUCCAGCCAUUUGGGGCUGACAGCAGUGACCUGUUUCAAAGUAAAAAGGGGUUUGGGGACCCAUUUAGUGGAAAAGAUCCAUUUGCUCCCUCCUCUUCAAGUAAAACUUCUAAAGACUCUUCCUUGGGGUUUGCAGACUUCAGCUCUUUUGGAAAUGAGGAGCAGCAGCUGGCCUGGGCGAAGAGAGAGAGUGAGAAAGCAGAGCAGGAAAGACUGGCUCGGUUGAGGAGACAAGAACAAGAAGACCUUGAGUUGGCCAUUGCACUCAGUAAGGCUGACAUGCCAAACUCUUAAAGAGGGUCUUGGCCUCCACCUUGUUCAAGAGAAACCUUGGAACAAAGCUUUUAUAAAAAAUACUAAACCCUUGGUUUAUAUUUGUGAACAUAAUUUAAGUCACCCUCAGAUUUAAACAGGACUGGCUGGUUGUGGCUCUGACCAGGCUCUGUGUGGCUUCUCAAGUGCAUAACCUGCAGGAAUCACUGUAUAAGCUGUAUUAUAUGUUCUAGAUAAAAAAAUUUAUUGCUUGUAAGAAAUUUAAUGUGUAAUCCUAAGGUACUGAAAGUUUCUUUAUCUGAAACACAAAUGUUGCAUAGAGUAAACUGCAGCUUGUGAAUCCGUUUUUUUUUUUUUAUAACCUGAAUUCCACGGGGUCUUUGAGGCUGCAGUAUGGAUUUAAAAGAAAAUGUCAUAAAAAGAGAAUAUUUAUAGAAUUAGCUUUCACUUGUUACAUUUAUUUAAUAAUUCAUGGUAGGCUAAUCAGUACUUCUGCAUCAGCUAUGUCAAAGCAUAAAUCCAUUGGUAUUUUUAUCCAGAAGUUGUGGCUUUUGCAAAAGAAUCUGACAAUUUAUAUAUGAUGGAUACAGUGAACUCUGUAAAACAGUACAAAUUUGAAGACUCUAGAAAUUAGUGGUUCUUCUAAUUUAAACUUUUGUUUGCAUUGAGUUUUAAUAAUUGUAAACGACUAAAAGUGGGAAUUAAUUCAGUAAAUGGGAUAAAUAAUUUAGCAGUUAAAUUAUGAAGUAAAAAUUUGCUUUAGUGGAAGCAAACAGGAUUGCAAGGUGGUGAAACACAUUUGGGUGCUGCUUUAAUGUGACAUCAGGAAAUGAAGUGGUGGAAAAGUUGCCAUGUGUGAGGAGUGCUCCCCCCUAGCACUCACUGUACCCUCAUUGUACCCUCAUUGUACACUCAUGGUACACUCAUUGUACACUCAUUGUACACUGAUUGUACACUCAUUGUACCCUCAUGGUACCCUCAUUGUACCCUCAUUGUACACUCAUUGUACACUCAUUGUACCCUCAUUGUACCCUCAUUGUACACUCAUUGUACACUCAUUGUACACUCAUGGUACCCUCAUUGUACCCUCAUUGUACACUCAUUGUACCCUCAUGGUACCCUCAUUGUACCCUCAUUGUACACUCAUUGUACACUCAUUGUACACUCAUUGUACCCUCAUUGUACCCUCAUUGUACACUCAUUGUACCCUCAUGGUACACUCAUUGUACACUCAUGGUACACUGAUUGUACCCUCAUUGUACACUCAUUGUACACUCAUUGUACCCUCAUUGUACCCUCAUGGUACACUCAUUGUACCCUCAUUGUACCCUCAUUGUACCCUCAUUGUACCCUCAUUGUACCCUCAUUGUACACUCAUGGUACACUCAUUGUACCCUCAUUGUACACUCAUUGUACCCUCAUUGUACCCUCAUGGUACACUCAUUGUACACUCAUUGUACCCUCAUUGUACCCUCAUGGUACACUCAUUGUACACUCUUUGUACCCUCAUUGUACCCUCAUUGUACCCUCAUUGUACACUCAUGGUACCCUCAUUGUACACUCAUUGUACACUCAUUGUACCCUCAUUGUACACUCAUUGUACCCUCAUUGUACCCUCAUGGUACACUCAUUGUACACUCAUUGUACACUCAUUGUACCCUCAUGGUACCCUCAUUGUACCCUCAUUGUACACUCAUGGUACCCUCAUUGUACACUCAUUGUACACUCAUGGUACACUCAUUGUACACUCAUUGUACCCUCAUUGUACCCUCAUGGUACACUCAUUGUACUCACUGUACCCUCAUUUACUCCAAUCCCAGCACACAGAGUAGGUUGUGUUAGCCAGGUGACCCUCUGGGACAGUCUCUACCUCUGCUUCUUCAAUUCCACCUCUUUGGGGUUACAGAUCAAGCAGCUUUAGCUGAAAUGAAGCCAAGUUGAAUCAGAUUUUAGUUGCCAAAUACAAAUUCACACAUCAGUUCUGGCAGCACUGUCUGGGCUGGCUCUAAAAUGCAGUUUGCAGGACUCAGACCAGGUAGGAGCAGGUUUUGUAUGCACUGAAUGCUUCCACCUGGAAAACACAACACAGAAUGUGUGUGACAUGUCAUAGAAAAAAUGAGUCUGUGAAUUUAAUUUGCUUACUAGAAAUGCCUUUUCUGAUUACAGGAAUUCUAAAACUUCUGUUGUGUUUGCCUUGGACUUUUCUGUCUGGUAGAGUAGGGAUCUAGCACAGCAUUUUUAAAUGCCCUCAGUCUUUCCUGCCCUUCCUUCUCUGGGAAUACAAAAGCUUUACAUUCUGUGUCCUUACUGAUGUGGCCCUUGUCUUACAACAUUUUCUCUUUUUUUUUUUUAAAUGUGAUAUUCCUUCAUCAUCUUCAAUGCAUUUCUAUUGUUUAUGUCCUUGCUUCCUUACUUUUAUUUUCAUACCACACUGAUAGUGCCUGCUCAGUGAAUGAAAACAAUCUUCCCCUGUUCAGUUGGGAUUGCCUUAUCCUGGAUGCUUUCCUUACACAGAGGAGUCAGGCUGGAUCUUUUUUAGCAUCUUGGUAGCUUUGAGCUCUGAAAUGCAGCCAGGACGUGGCAUUUGUAGCCUCAGGCUUUUGUGGGGAGGUGGGUGGAUGGGUGGGUGUGCAGACACACUCAUCUCUUCGUGUUUGGGAUGUUACUUCCAGGAGUCACAACUCCCCUCUUGCUCUGUGUCUCCUGUGCUAAUGGUACUACAAAUAAUGUAAACCUUUUCUUCUCCUCAGAAGAAGAUUUAUUUCUAAUACCAAAACCAACCAUAUAAUGGUCUUUAAUAUUGUCCUUUAGGGAGCCCUUUGGGAUGCAACAGCAUCUAUUUCUAAUUUUGAAGAUCCCGAUUUUAGAUCCCUUCCCAUUGCAAUAAUUUUUCUCUAAUAUAUGUUUGAUUAUGUGAUCAAACACACUAAAACACAGAGAAUUCUUCUGUUGCUGUAUAGAACUUGAAAUCUCUGAGAGCUAACUUGUGUCAGUCUUUAGGUAACACGAUAAAACUUCAGCUGUGAAAGAGCAAUUUUCAAAAGCAAGUGGCUGCAAGAUUCUCAGUGCAGUUAUAGAAACUGUACCCAUGUGUAAGAUCCUCCAGGGUUCACCUGAGCUCUUGUGGUGUCUCUUCUGCUACCAUAAAAUUCAGAAAUUAAUACCAAUUCUGGAUGGGAUGGUAUCACUCCAGUGGGACAGGUGGAUUGACUGAAGAGCUCGAUGCAUUUUUGAAGUUCUGUACCAUAACAGGACUUUCUGCUGCUUUGUCAGGGCCCUAAAACACUGACUUUAUAAUGCUUCUAGGCCAAGGAGAUGAUGCUUUCAAGAUGUCCAGCAGGGAGACAGAAAUGUGAAUUAUUCCAGCAUUCUGUAUAGUGUUAGGGCUUAUUUUUGUAUUUCCUUAUUGACUCUUCCUCAUAUUUGCUUGGACAGUAACUGCAGAUCAACCAAUGAACAGGGACAGAACCCAAUAUAUUGUCUAUGCACAGUAUUAGAUUUAGGAACCUUAAAUUUACUGAAACACUCUUGAUUCAAAAUGUUGUCACUGCAGUAGAAGAAAACCUAGCUGUGAUUUCUCACUUUGCAUUUAAUACAAUUUUCCAUAUAAAAAGGAAGAUUCCCCACAUUCUUUCCCUCUGCUGUAACUCAGUGUUUGUACAAUACCUGCACUUGCUCUUUGAGGCAAAACUCUAUUGCAAGACAUUGCUCUUCUUCCUCCAGACCAGUGAAAUUUAAAGCACAAACAGGCCUGUUGCUAUUUGGGCAGAGAAAAUACAUACAAUGUAAGAUAUGGAAAAUGUGAAUACCCCCAGUGCAUAUACAGUGUACAGUGAGAUCCAUACUAUUUGUGUCUAUGUGUAUAUAUACAUAUAUAUAUAUAUAUAUAUAUAGAGUAUUGUAUAAUGUAAUCAUAGUGUGUGUAUAUACAUGUCCACAUGCUAUGUCCAGUAUAUAGUUCCUUGUGCUGUACAUAAAAUAUGUAUAUACAGUGAAUAUGUAGAAUAUGCAUCUAUAUUCUAUAUAUUAAAGCUUGUGUGUAUGUGUGAACAUACACAGAUAACCACAUAUGGAUACAGAAUUGAAUCUUUACAGAAAAUCAGGUUAGCUCAUGGCUCUGAGAGUUUCAAAGUCCUGGUUAAAAAAAAAAAAAAAGAGGAGAAAUUAUUUCUAAUCAAUUUGGAUCAAGAUUUCUUUCAUUGACAUGAAAAACUGUGUUCAUUAGCUGUGCCAGGUGUGAGAGAACCCUGGCAGAAAGUGGUAAUUAUCUGCACUGGAUGUAAUUUCACAUUCUUUGUAGUUUUUAAAGUAUCUGUUUGGAAUGUAGGCUCAGCUGCUGAUCUUGCACGUCAUCUUUCUUCUCUGGGCAGUGAGGCAGUGAGUUUUCUUCUAUUCUUGCUCAUAGUUUCCCUCUUCCCUCUUUCCUUUCUUUUCCUUUUGAAAAAAAUUAUUUGUGGGGAGCUGUUCCCAUCCACACACACCCCAAACAGUCACAGGCAAAGGUGGAAAACGUGUUUUUCUUGCUUCAUUCCAGUCAGAUUGGUUUAUGUGCAAUUAUUGCACAUAAUUGUCAUCUGGAUUCCAGUUCUGUGCUUCCUCCAUUUCCACCUGAGCUUUUACUUCAGGAGGAACAAAUAUCCAUUGCAUGUUUGGUUUAGAGGAAAGAGUGGGGGUGAUUCUUCUUUCUGCUUGGAUAAAUUAGGAGCCUCUGUGGAACCUUGAGUGGUCAGAGUUUAGCAGGGUUUUAUGGUGGCACACACGUUUUAUGUGGGGUUUAUACUACUGGAUGGACUCGUGGAAAGCCCUGGGUUGCACAGAGCACUGUGGCACAGCAGUUAAACAGGACAGACAGACAGACAGACAAUUAUUCACAUUGAACCUGCCCAUGCAGGCAGUGCACAUAGGGCACAGAUAUUGAAUUACCCCACAGAUAUUGAAUUACAUUGCCCCUCACAGAGCUGAGUGUUCACAUUUGCCUUCAGUGGUUUCCCUCAGUUACCCCCAAACCUCCCAGUCACCCUGCAAUGAAAACAGAUGCUCAUAAAAGUCAUACUUCCACAAUAAUGCUGUAAGAAAUAUUUUUAUAUAGGCAACUUUUCCUUCGUGGAACCUCUGCCCUGUGAGGGUCACGAGUCCUUCCUGUAUCUUGUUCCAUGUACUGUGCUCUCAAAGUGUAGGAAGUUCCAAGCUGUGUCUGUGCAAGCCUCUUUACUUUUGAUUCCCAUCUCUGUGAAAUCUGUUGGCACUAUUGUAGAAAUCAUUUUGUUGUCUUAUGCUCAAGGAUAGAACACUUUUUCUUGAAUUCUUCUUAUAAUCCUUUUGGGGUUACUAUUUCUUCUUUAGUGUUUCUCCAUUGAGAAGAAUAUUUGUUCUGUAGAACCGUGGCCCAAGGAGUUUUGGUCCAAGUAGAAUUGUUGCUUUCCCUUGUGUAAGAGUUUGAUUUCUCCUUUCUUCUGUAUUUUUUUUUCCUCCCUCUCAGGAAUUUCAUUUCUGCUUAAUCCUCAUUUAGAGCUGGAACUCUGUUGAUGUGAAUUGAUCUCUGUUGUUAAUUGUCUAAUUCAAUUAUCUUCCUGUACUAGUGGAACAGCCAGGUUUUUGGUUAUGUAUUUGGUUAAAUAUUGCAUCUAUGUAGACUUCACAACAACCAUCUUUUCUUAGAAAGGAAUUUGCUUGGAGUAUGAUGGAAUCAUAGAAGAUUUAUUUUUAGAGUAAAUAUGUUAACUAUAAUUCAUUGACACACCUGUUUGAUCAGUUGAUAUACUGCUCUUUUUACUUGAAAGUUUUAUAAAUAAAGGCUAAUUUGUUAUAAAAUGGAAUUUUCAUUUUUCCAACUUCUGCCUCUCCCUUUAAAUUUCAAAGGAAAGCUCCUAGUGACUGUGGUUCCUUCUGCUGUUGCAAGUGCAGAGUGCUCUUCUGGUGUCCCUUUUAAUAAAUCAUCCUUCAGUCUGAUCUGAAAAGGUGGAAACACAAAGUGGAAACUGCAGUGUUGACCUAAAUCUGACUAAUAUCUCCAAAUAUGUACAUGAUUGUGGUUAUAUUUAUCUUUCAAAUGUUAUAACAAAUUGUAAGGUAUUUUAAUUUUAACCCAUCUCAUGUGUUAUAUUGUUUAAUAUAAUAAGAGAAAUGUUAUUGUUUAAUAUAAUAAAUGAAAGUUACUUUUUGGA
This is a messenger RNA of Agelaius phoeniceus (red-winged blackbird), 9741 nucleotides long. RefSeq names its product epidermal growth factor receptor pathway substrate 15 like 1 (gene EPS15L1). Gene Ontology annotation, biological process: endosomal transport; endocytosis. The record is from RefSeq and is a predicted model, not a curated record. Gene Ontology annotation, cellular component: clathrin coat of coated pit; plasma membrane; cytoplasm. Lineage: Eukaryota; Metazoa; Chordata; Aves; Passeriformes; Icteridae. Gene Ontology annotation, molecular function: calcium ion binding; cadherin binding.